GUGCAACUGAGCUCCUAGCUGGCGUUUUUUGAAUUGCCCAAACCACAGCCUUGUCAUCCUGCCAACAUAGAACUUUUUCGCCCAACGCCAUCUCACGAACCCUUCGCGGCGCGAAACGCACCCAAUCCCGCCGUGGGCGACUUCUUGCUCAGCACCUGACCAGCUGAUACCCCCUCCAGCCACGUCAACACCUCAUCUCCCGCCGCCCUCAGCUUUUCCCCCGAGACGCGGUUCUCGACUCGCGCGAUUAUGGCUCGCGACUAUUCACCCCCCGAGUCUCCCCUCUCCUCGAUGGACGAAUCGGAGCCCUACGAUGAGGAUGGACACGAGGAGGAGGAGACGACCCUGCGACCGUCGAAGCGCCAGCGUCUCGAUGCUGGCUCGACGACGUCCUCGGCAGUUGUCCCUGACGCUGAGCCUGAGACCGUGCCAGAGCCUGACGCCCUCGAGGGCAUGUCGGACGUCUCAUCUGAUACUUCGGGCGACAUCCCGAGCUCACCGAUCAACGCGCGCCUUGAUGAGGAGGACUUCCAGGACCAGGUCACUAUUUGCGACUGGGACGGCUGUCCCGCCGGUGACCAGGGCAACAUGGACAAGCUAGUCGAACACAUCCACAACUCACAUAUUGAGAACCGACAGAAGAAAUACACGUGCGAAUGGAGGAGCUGUAACAGGAAGGGUCUUCCUCAUGCUAGCGGCUAUGCCCUCAAGGCUCAUAUGCGCAGCCACACGAGGGAGAAGCCCUUCUAUUGCUAUUUGCCGGAGUGCGACAGGUCAUUUACUAGAUCCGACGCGUUGGCGAAGCAUAUGCGUACGGUGCACGAGACGGAGGCGCUGCGGCCAUCCGACCCCGUCCCCAAGUCGAUGCAGUCUGGCACCCUUGGCAAGGGAGGGAAGCUCAAGAUCAUCAUCAAGACACCUCAAUCACACGGCGCUACGGAAGACGGCUUAGAUGAUGCGGCCAAUGGCGACGACCACAACUCGGAGUACUUUACGGCCUUGCCGGAGGAGCUGUUCGGAAGCGAGGAGUUGGCGUACCCCGUCGACAAGCUCUACCGCAAGUGCUACUGGGAGGCCAAGUGGGCUGAGGAUGUCGGUGAAUCUCUGAAGAAGGAGUGCAAGGAGUGGGAGGACCUCUAUUACAAGGAGUGGCUAGAGAAGGAGGUGCUCCUAUCGCAGGUGAUCAAGAGCGAGGUGAAUUGGCAUGAUCGACGACAGGCCAUUCUCUCUGGCGCCGCCGACGUGCAGGUUCCUGGAGCCGUGGAGAGCGUGGAGGGAGAGGUCAAUGGCACUAAGAUGGAGGUGGAGGAGGUCUAGGAUGCCGAUUCUGCCAACGGGACCAGUUCGCCAGAGACGACAGCGACACCUCGUCGAUCCAGCAGGAUCCGUCCACGCACCGGCGUCUCAUGGGCUUUGUAACAUCACACUUGUACGGAGAGGAGUUGACGGAGUUGGUUAUUUGAAUUUCGGGGACGGGACACUCGAGGAAGAAGCGGCUUGUUAUUUUUCUCUACGUCCAGCAUAAUAAAUGCAAAAAGAGC
Ilyonectria robusta is the source of this 1541-nucleotide messenger RNA. RefSeq lists its product as uncharacterized. Gene Ontology annotation, biological process: regulation of transcription by RNA polymerase II. The coding region runs from base 250 to 1317 and encodes 355 amino acids. Gene Ontology annotation, molecular function: DNA-binding transcription factor activity, RNA polymerase II-specific; RNA polymerase II cis-regulatory region sequence-specific DNA binding. The record is from RefSeq and is a predicted model, not a curated record. Gene Ontology annotation, cellular component: nucleus. Lineage: Eukaryota; Fungi; Ascomycota; Sordariomycetes; Hypocreales; Nectriaceae. The transcript is spliced from 2 exons.